Cladophialophora immunda is the source of this 4061-nucleotide messenger RNA. RefSeq lists its product as hypothetical. The transcript has 5 exons. Lineage: Eukaryota; Fungi; Ascomycota; Eurotiomycetes; Chaetothyriales; Herpotrichiellaceae. The coding region runs from base 820 to 3609 and encodes 929 amino acids. The record is from RefSeq and is a predicted model, not a curated record.
UGUAGAGGUCUGGUACUUCCGGCGUUUGCGGCGAGUGAGUCGUCCUCGACUGUGACUGUCAUCAAGAGUCUCUCCGUCUGUGCUUCCUCAAAACUCAAUCGGAAUGCGCGCAACAAUGUCUCAGCCGCACUGUUCAAGAUGUCUUUCUUUCGACCUACAACCGGGGCCGAAGUUCUUUCAGCCUGAUCGUCCAAUCGUGUAUUUGACUUCCCCAGAAUCCGAGCCUUUGAGUUGGUGCUUGCCGUAUUUUCCAGCCCGGCCGCCUUGGGCGUACAAGCGUGCUCGCCGGCAGGACUUGGCAGAAGACAGAACCGGGCUGGUUGAAUCUGGAGCUGCAGCCUGAUAAGCUCUGUCCGACCUCGUGCUGCCGUCUUCAUCUCCCAUCCGUCUUUUCUUCUUAUUCGGGUCUUAAGUGUGUUUAGGCUGGUGUUUGGUUUCUAAUACCCGUGCACCGUGACCGUGUGUGAGAAUGGGCAGCCACGGACAAGGCUGGUGGAAUGGAGAACAAGCUGAGGAAAGGUAAGAUGGGCAUUCAGUCUUGAAGGAUUCUUGUUCAUUGUCGCCAGCUACCCCCUGUCCGCUCAACGGCCAUACGGACAGCGACAUGGAAGCGCCGGAUCGACAGAAUACAAUCCAUAUUUCUAUUCCCAGUCCGCUGAGCGGCCGAAUGACUACGCAAUUCACAGUCCUCCUCCGGCACGACAGAAUCCCGGCAGGAUAGCAAGGCGGCCUACUUCAGGAGGUCGAGAAUCGCGGACUCCCUACGAAGCCUUGCCGACGGGUGACACGUCCUACACCCUCCCUUCUAUCAAUGAGCCGAUGCCAGAUCCUCACGAUUAUAACAUGGACAACUAUUAUAAUCCCCCAGCAUACCAUCAUGCCGGCAGCGUUGCGCCUUCCACGAACAACAUGUCCAUCAACGAUGGCGUGUCCGUGAACAACGAAUUCGUAACUCCUCUUACAGCCCAGCAAAAGUUCAAUGCGGACGAUUACGAAGUCCACGCCGUCAAAGCGUCGAAUGACAAUCCCUACCGCUUUGACGCCGAUACGCACCUCAAUCGAUUUUCGAACAAUUUGCACCUCAAGCGAAUCUUUUACUCGCUUGACCCGAAAUUCUUUCACGAGCGAGCUUGGUUCAGUUGGACGUCUCCACACUCCUACCAAUUACCCGGUCACUACUACAGAUCCGCGAGUGGCGGACGGAUCAACAUCUACAGGCACAGGGACGUCUUUCGGCGAAAGCAUGCCGGUUUGAACGACGAUCGAUUCCUAGAUCCGCUGGACGGGAGAGUGGAAAAGCUGUUUGUCCAGACAAUCAGUGAAAUCUACGAUACGGACAACGAGACGACCUGGCGGAGGACAUAUAUCGAGAACGUCAGUCCGUGGCUCAUCCGCCUUGCUUAUUGGCCUUACUCGCACAUGCCUGUUUCCAGUCAAAAUUUCUCGUCUGAUUACGGCGUUCGCGAAUCGUCGUCUGCUGGGAUUAGCGCUUGGAAUCAAGAGCAGUGGCUUCACGUUGGUGUUCGCUGGCUACCCACUUGCAUUGGGUUGCUGCUAUUGAUGAUAUUUCCGACCGACGUGGAAGGCCAAGUCCGCAAUCAUGGCAAUUACGAUCCUGUGCCUUACCGAUAUUGGUCAUAUCCGCUGUCCGCGCGUAACUUCCGCGAGAACAAAGGCCAGAUGCCCCAACCGGGAUCAUUUGGGACCACAAACGACUUCAGGCUCUCUGAUAGAUGUAUGCGACCACGCCUGUUGUGUUUCCUGGAUCGCAUGACCGAUGACAAUCCAAGAGGCUGUCUUGACCCACAGGUUUGGAUCGACGAGCACGGAGGAGGCAUUGAGCCGACCUAUAUCUUCAUCUCUUACACCGCUGAGAACCAGUUUGAGCGAAGAUGCGCCGACGCGAGGCAAGAUAUCCAGAGCACCGGCUCUUCAUAUUGCAACUGUCCACAAUGCCGGGACGCAGCAUCCGACGCCGAAGCCCUCCACAGAAUCGCCCGUAAGGCAGCCAGAAGUGCAAAGGUCGCAGCCUACUGGACCGACCAAUGUUGCAUGUCCACUGACAAGGUUGAGCUCCAAGAAGAUGUCUACCGAAUCAGUGACGUCGUGCGUGGUGCGGCAAAGAUAGUCAUCGUUGUGGGUCGGACAGGUCAAGACAAUCUUCCGUCAUCAGUGACCACGCUCGACCUGUUGAAAGAAUGGGGUACCCGAAUGUGGACGUGGCCCGAAGUUCUGCUGGGUCCGGCAGGGACGAAGAUUCAGGUAUACACGCGCGGGGGAGACAUGCGUGCCCCGUUGGAAAUCUCGAAGAUAGAGUUUCCUGCCCAGGUCUGGGACGAUGGCGAGGUGGCGAGACAGCUGAUUGAUAACUAUGAGGGAUCGCUGGCCUUGAGUCGGCUAGAACUCGUGGUUCUAGCGCUGGAAUGUCUCAAGCGGCGGGUGGAAAAGGGUACCACAAAGUACCUUGAGGGCGAUUUGUCGUAUGCAUUAAUGGGCUUGCUGAGGCAACGGCCAAAGGUCAACCAGACAGACUCUGCGUUCCAAGCCUUUGCGCGUCUUUCAUUAGCAAACGACAGCGACCGUCUGCUGGAAAGGAUGAUUUGUUUACUCCCAUUCAAGGGCAGUCACGAAUCUACACCCAAUAGCCAACAUUACAACCAGAAUGCAGAAACAGCGAUCAGCGACAACAGCCAGUACGGAAGGAUCCCAGGCAGCGAAGAAAGCAAAAAGAGGCAUUACUGGACCAACCUUGACGACUACUGGGGUGCCAAACUCUGGGAUGUCGAGCCUAUUUGUCAGGUGGCAGGCAUUGGGAAAGAUGACACCGUGAUGCUCGAUGGCGCCUACGGUGCCACAGUCCACUGGGAUAAAUUUCAACGUGUUGCCAUCACCACUCGAGAGACGUGGUCGCGUAUGCUGGCCCGGUACUUUGUGCGAGGCACCCCGGCAUGGUUCUUCACCGGUGUCCUCACCGUGGCAUUUUCAGCAAACAACCCCACGGGAAAGGGGAUAGGGGCGCUCUUCCUGAUCAUCGCGCUCGUCACCGUCCUUCUGUCGCCAAUGCUGAUCCUGCAUAUCUACGGAGGCAAGGUAUGGAACACCCAACCUUGGCUCUUCGGGUUUGAAGGACACAUGUCCUUGAGGAAGAUUGAGAUGAAAAUCUUUGGAUUUCCUUCAGAGCGGCUCUCCUGGGCUCCCUAUGCCAGUAAUAUGUCCCACCAUCGAGUGAAUAGUGAGUUCUUGGAGGAGGAGUGCGAGGGCACGGAUCCUUUGCUCUCGGGAGAGAUCGGCGGAGGUGGUGCGGGAAUGGUUUCGACGACGGGCGAAAAGCUGAGACUUUUCACGCUGGUCGACACGAAUACAAUGACUGUAACCACGUUCCGUGCUGCGCGCCCGCCCACGGUUGCCCUCCUCUGCGGCUCAGAAGGAGGUAUGCAACGCGCAGUGAUGUGUUCGUAUGACUGGACGAAUCAGUGUCUGUGGCGAGAGACCGUGCUUCGCAUGGAGACGAUAGCACUGCAAAAGAUGCCUAGGAUCGGGAGAGUCAGGUUUGGGCUGAGGAGAUGGGAGGCCGAGAUGGGAAGGAGUGAUCUGCAGCCUCCUGAUUGAGAGCAGGAUGGCCGCUGGCGACAUGGAGAUGCAGGCAAGGUUUGCGAUGGAGUAAAUGCCAUGGCAAUAUUCGUCGUCUGACCAUUUGAGAGGUGGGAGGUCAACGUUUCCAGUGACAGGGCAAGCCUGUAUUGUGACAGGGGAUAGCCUUAAGUUCAAUGGCUGACAUUUUCAUGAUAGAGUAGAAGGAAGCGCCUAAGCAAUUGAUACUGCUUCGUCCUGUAGGACAGGCAGUCCCAAGAGACUCAUUGAGGCACGGAUCUCAGACAUCUCCCUCCCGAGGACCUCAGGGAGGGGAGUCUGCUCGGGGAGAGUAGAUAGCAAGCACCUCUCUAGCCACCUACUCCUCGGGGCACCCAGAGAAGAGAGUCUACCUCCCGGAGGUGCUCAGGGAGGGAAGUCUGCUCAGGGAGAGUAGAUAGCAAGCGCCUCUCUAGCCACCUACUCCUCGG